Acaromyces ingoldii is the source of this 2694-nucleotide messenger RNA. Its product is annotated as DCP2-domain-containing protein. The coding region runs from base 1 to 2694 and encodes 897 amino acids. NCBI's taxonomy places the organism in Eukaryota, Fungi, Basidiomycota, Exobasidiomycetes, Exobasidiales, Cryptobasidiaceae. Gene Ontology annotation, biological process: nuclear-transcribed mRNA catabolic process, nonsense-mediated decay; deadenylation-dependent decapping of nuclear-transcribed mRNA. The transcript has 4 exons. The record is from RefSeq and is a predicted model, not a curated record. Gene Ontology annotation, molecular function: RNA binding; 5'-(N(7)-methylguanosine 5'-triphospho)-[mRNA] hydrolase activity; manganese ion binding. Gene Ontology annotation, cellular component: cytoplasm; P-body.
AUGGCAAAAGGGGCAAAGGCUGAAGGAGCAGGGGCUGGAGCGGUAGACGGAGGCGAGAUGGCCACCGCCUCGUCUUCAUCCGCAACAUCGGCCUAUGCUUCGCUCUCGUUCGCAGAAGUGCUAGAAGAUCUGAGCAGCCGCUUCAUUGUCAACCUACCUGCCGAAGAGCUGGCCAGCAUCGAGCGAAUAUGUUUCCAAGUCGAACAGGCACACUGGUUCUAUGAGGAUUUUCUGCGACCGCUCAAUCCAUCGCUACCGUCGUUUUCGCUUCGACGCUUCUCGUCUUAUCUGCUGCAUACAUCGGCCAUGACUGUCCCGCUCAUCCAGCGCUAUAUCUCGGCAUCGUCCACAAAGCAGAACCAGCAGGACCUGGAGGCGGCCUUUGACGAGUUUCUCAAGUACAAGACGAGGGUGCCCGUCUGCGGCGUCGUGAUGCUCAACAGAGCUUGGGACAAGUGCCUCCUCGUGAAAGGGUGGAAGUCGAGCUCGGCGUGGGGUUUCCCAAAGGGCAAAAUCAACCAGAAGGAGAGCGAGAGAGACUGCGCCGUCCGAGAAGUAUACGAGGAAACGGGAUUUGACUGCGGGCCUCUUCUUGCACACGACUCCAAUGACUUCAUGGAGCUGACGAUGCGCGAGCAGAAGAUCAAGCUCUACAUAGUCCCCAGUGUUGACGAGUCGACGCACUUUGAGACGCUCACGAGAAAGGAGAUUUCGAAAAUUGCGUGGUUCAAGCUGUCGGAUCUGCCGACGUGGAAAAAGAACAAGGCGCCACCAGCCGGUAUGGGAGGCAAAUUCUACCUCAUCUCGCCCUUCAUUUCCAAGCUCAAGCAAUGGAUCAACGAGAACAAAGCCUCGCACGCCUACAGGCCAGCCAUCGCACCGCCGGACAGUGAUUUCCUCUUCGCCCAGUCGAGUGACCCACCCACGGCACCAGCAGCAUUGCGUGGAGCCACGCCGAAAGGAGCGCCAAAGGAACCGGCAGCUAUGCGCAACGGGCAUUCCUCUUCAGCCGCGAAACCGUCUCAGGGGCUCUUGUUUCCAGACAGCAGCACGUUCUUUCCCACGGCGUCUGCAGCGUCCUCUAUGAGUAAACAGCUGCAACCAGCGGAAGAGGCGUCUACCGACGGUCUCAAGGCAUUGCUCGGACUAGGCAAUGCUGGCGGCGCAGGCGCAUCGGCACCGUCUUUGCCAAUGCAGGGUCGAGGAGCGCAAAUGAUCGAGGCACAGGGAGAUGCACGUAGCAGGCAGCUCCUCGACCUUCUCAGAGGCUCGUCGUCUUCUGCAUCAGAGACUGGCUACGCUUCCUCGCCGCAGCAUACCUUCAAGAGCCAGACGCCGUCCACAUCUACCCCAUCUCGGCAGCUGGAUGAUCGGGAGAGCGGCACAGCUGCGCUACUGGCCGCUCUCAAUGCGGGCGCGGGUAAAGCCUCGGAACUAGGCGCACCUGGACAAGGGCAAUCAGCAAUGCUGCUUUCGCUUCUCAAUGGCACCGCCGAACCGCCGACAUCUCGGCAGCAAUAUGGUGUGUCACAGCUUGCGCAAACGCCAGCGAUGAUGGCGCAAUUCCCACCAAUUCUUCCCUCCAACACGUUCCACCGACCCCUCGAUUCGCCCUUGCCCGCGCCGCGAGCGCAGAACACAGCCCAGCAAAAGAGCCUGCUGGAUCUCAUCAGCCCUGCUGGAGGUUCCAUUUCGAUCUCGGCUGGUCACCCCAGCAAGCAUCUGGAGGACAAGCCCAAUGCUCAGUCUCAAGCAGCACCAGUCGACGAAAAGGAGAGAGAGCGUGCUCGGAAACGCGAUGCUUUGCUGGCCAAUCUGGUCGGCGGACAAAUGCAGCUCAACGAGCCUUUGAGAGAAGCUGCUCAGCCAGCUCAAGAAAAUACAGACGCGCCUUCUAACGGCCUGCUGUCGAUGCUGAAUGGUCGCAGCGGUGAUGAGACUAGACGGCAACAGGAAGAGGAGGAGGCACAGCGGCGGCGUGCAAACGACUUUCGCUUCCCGCCUGCACCAGCACCUCAGCAACACCUUCCGCCGCCUCCGCUGCCGCCUGGACACUAUGCGGCCCCACAUCACCACCAACAGCAGCAGCAGCAGCAGCAACAGCAACAACAAUGGCAACAGCAGCCUCCUCCCAUGUUGUCGAACGACGCUCAGACGUCUGGCCUACUGGCCAUGCUCAAUUUUGGCGCAGCACCCUCGUCGCAGAUGCAACAGCAGGGCAAUGCCGACGCUCCAUCGCAGGAUUCCAACGGCCUGCUUGCUGUUCUCAAUGGCUCAAGCCCCCAUGCGAGGACUGCACAUCAACCUCCUCCUCAUGCACCGCAUGAAGUGAGCCCGCUUCCACCACACCUGGCGGCCAUGUACGGAGCUUUGCCGGGACCACAGCACCCUCAGCGACCGCCUCCUCCGCCACAUUGGGGUGGUCCUCCUCCCCUUACCAUGCCACCGCCACCCCAUCAUUACCAACAGCCGCCAUUCUCCCGGCCACCGCAAGGAUACUAUCACCCGCAACAGAUGAUGGACUACCCAGGAUCCUCUUCACACGCGUACAGCAGUCCCAACGGCACGCAAGGACCCAUGGGUCUGCCCCCACACUGGCUCAGUCCAAUGCCCCCGCCUCAACAGCAGCAGGCCAUAGCGAACACGAGGCAAGCAGACCCGGGACCUUUCACAGCGUUGCUGCCUGGGAAGUAG